AUGGACGAAGCGAUUGCCUCGGUCAUCACCGUCACUGGGUCGACUCCAGAAAUCGCCGCGCAAUAUGUCCAGCUCGCCGAUGGAGACCCCAACCAAGCGGUUCAGUUGUUCUUCGAAAACGGUGGCGCAGAUCUCGGCGUCGCCUUUCCACAGCCUCAACCCUCCACAAGCUCCUUCCAAACGGGUGAUGCUCAGAACCCAAUCAACUUAGACGCAGAUGAGCAUAUUUCCGAUGACAAUGAUCCCGAGAUUACUGGCUUCAGGAAAGCAUCACGAGGCGCUGCUUCCUCACGACCUACGAAUGACUUUGAAGACGACGAGGCGAUGGCGAGGCGGUUACAAGAGGAGAUGUAUGGCAGCAAUGAUGUAGAGCACAAUGUCAGAGCCCCCAUUGCCCGACAAGUCGAGACGUUAGUCGGUCCUGGCGCGGAUCCCUUUCCUGCGGCCGGACCAGAGUAUGAUGCAGCACUAGAGGAGAGGUUACGUUCUUUUCAAAGGAGACGCAAUCAAGUUCGUCCUGGCAUAUUCAACCAACAUGAGCCUCCAUCAAGCAUCUGGGAUCGGGAUGUUAGAGAAGCCGAGGCUGGAAGAGGCUUUCUUGCAGAGUCCACCGGAGGAGCAUCUGAGGCUUCAUCGAGAUCCACCAGGCUCGCCCGACUUUUUCAGCCCCCUUGGGAGUUGAUGUUUAAAGGAGAAUGGGAUGCUGCUCGAGGCGAAGGCAAAGAACACAAAAAAUGGCUGUUGGUCGAUAUCCAAGACCCAUCCAUAUUUGACUGCCAAGCGCUAAACCGCGAUCUGUGGAAGAACGAGGGUAUUGUCGACACAGUCAAAGAGAACUUUGUCUUCAUUCAAUACAACAAGGACGACCCACGUGCUGGCCAGUACAUCCAAUAUUAUUUUCCGACCUACGAGAACCAGGAUGAGUAUCCUCAUGUUGCGAUCGUGGAUCCUAGAACAGGCGAACAGAUCAAGCUAUGGUCACGAAAGGUACCAUCGCCGGCAGAGUUUUUAAUGCAACUUCACGAAUUCCUUGAUCGAUACAGUUUGGACAACAAUGCACGAAAUCCUGUUGCUAAGCGCAAAUCAGAAGCUAAGAAGGAGAAGCCUCUGGAUCAAUUGACUGAGGAAGAACAACUCGAAAGAGCAUUGCAAGCAAGUCUUGGAUCCCAGGAGAUUGUAGAACCCGGGUCAUCUGCUGCAGAGGAUCCCGACGCCCUCACAAGGAGUAUUGGAGAUGUACGAGAUGCAGAAGCUCCAUCAAUUGCAGAAGCUAUGGACCUGGACGACCCUAGCGCAGCCACGACGAGCGAAACAUCCCCAUUUUCACAGAUUGCUUCUGACCGUCCCCAUGUGGAACCUCCUGCUGGCCCUGGCAUUACGCGAGUCCAGAUCAGACACCCAGGCGGUAGGAUCGUGCGACGAUUUGGCGAAGCCGAUCCUGUACAACGAAUAUAUGAAUUUCUGAAGGCCGAACCCUUGGAGGGCAGAGAGGGGCAGGACUUUGAAUUGGUGUCUAUGGGAAAGAAUCUCAUCGAUUCUCGGCAAGAGACAAUCGAAGCUGCAGGAUUGAAAAAUGGAACUGUGAUGGUGGAGUUUGUGGAGUAG
Molecule: messenger RNA, 1605 nt
Organism: Exophiala spinifera
Lineage: Eukaryota; Fungi; Ascomycota; Eurotiomycetes; Chaetothyriales; Herpotrichiellaceae
Exons: 2
Coding region: 1-1605 (534 amino acids)
Biological process (GO): proteasome-mediated ubiquitin-dependent protein catabolic process
Cellular component (GO): nucleus
Molecular function (GO): ubiquitin binding
Source: RefSeq, a predicted model, not a curated record